AUGGAUGUUAUCCAUCUCGCAGAAGAGAGCGAAGUCGUGCAGAAAGUACUCGAGGUUUGCUAUCCUAUUAAGGACCCCAAACUGCCGUCGCUGGAAAUUGCGGGCGCGGUACUCGAGGCCGCUCUGAAAUACGACAUAGACAAGGUGAUAUCCUGCAUACCGCUGGGACUCCACGCCUUUAUCCCAACCGAACCUCUCCGAGUAUAUGCUCUGGCAUGCCGCAUCGAUGCCGAAGCGCUUGCCCGAUGUGCCGCAAAAGAUGUCGCCAUACAGGAACUCACUUCUCUGCAUUACGUCCCAGAGUUGAAAAAUAUACCUGGCGUUUGCUACUACAGGCUCGUGCAGUAUCGGGCGCGAGGUAUCGAACAGGAGACGUUCUGUCGCCCUAGCAUUCCAUCUCCUAUUCCUUCUACGGAAGAUGACGAUGACGUUUCUGCUUUGAGAACCCCCCCACCACGCGCUGCCGCCGCCACACCCCAUUCUCCUGCUUUCAUCACCUCCCCAACGCUGGACGAAGUCGCCUGCACAAUCGAUUCUCUACCACCGUUCGAUACAGCCGACGCUGACGUCGAACUCGUCACCUCGGACGGCAUGCAUCUCCGUGUAUACCGUUCCAUCAUCUCACUUAUCUCUCACGCGUUGAAGGACCUCCUCGACGUCUCCGAGGCAAGUGCCAGCGUAGACGAGACCGGAUCUCUAGGUGUUGAACCACGCAAAUCGAUGUUAGUCGUGCCUAUCGUUGAGACUAGUACUAUCAUGCAACCUCUCCUACGCCUCUGCUACCCCAUUGGUAUUCCACAGCAGGAUGACGUGGAGCUUCUGAUAUCUCUGCUUCCAAGCGCGGAAAAGUACAAAAUGGAGAGAGCCAUUUGGACCAUUCAGAGCCGAUGGGCAGACUUUGCUGUGGUGCAGCCUUUGCGUGCAUUUCUCUUGGCUGCUGCUAGACAAUGGAUGCAGCCAGCCAUGGAUGCCAUAAAACAGCUUCUCAAACACACAAUUGAGGAGCUCCAAUCUAUAUACGUCGCUGAUCUCGAAACGGUACCUGCAAAUUACUAUCGCCUUGUCUUUCAGUAUCAUAAUAGAUGUAGCGACGCAAUUACAUCUGUCUGCAAGAGUUCUCUCUCCUGGCUUUCCAGAGACGUACGAGUUACCGGCUGCAAAGGUUGCAGAGGUCCAUCCGGGCUUUGGGAGGAACCAAGAUGGUUAUCCGACUAUGUUGCGAAAGCCGUGGAUAUGCUCGUCGAACGGCCCUCCUCGCAUACAAUCACUGAGGGACAAGGGUUUCAGACACUGAUCGAACUCGCGACCGGGAAGAACCAUCGCGCAUCCGUGGAGAAGCCCCAGACCUCAUUCAUACCCAAGGCCGCUCCUCUUCCCAUGUUGUUCAACAGGAGCGACGCCGAUGUGAUACUGCGAGCAGUCGACCAAGUAGACUUCCGCACUCACCGCAUCAUACUUUCUAUGGCUUCUCCUUUUUUCGCGGAUAUGUUUGCUCUCCCGCAAACGAAGGAAUGCGCCUCGGAUGUCAUCGAUGUCAUCGAUCUUGCAGAAGGAAGCGAAAUCGUACAGAUAUUACUCGAGAUCUGCUACCCUACUCAGGAUCCCGAACUCUCGUCGAUGGAUAUCGCACGUGCGGUGCUUGAGGCUGCUCUGAAAUACGACAUGUAUAAGGUGAUAUCCUUCAUGUCGAUGGCACUCUAUACCUUCAUUCCAACCGAACCGCUCCGAGUCUACUCAAUAGCAUGUCGCAUCGAUGCCGAACGGCUUGCCCGAUGGGCCGCGAAUUCAGUCACCGCGCAGGAUAUCACUUCUCAGAAAUACGUCGAUGAGUUCAAAGACAUACCUGCUGGUUGCUACUACCGGCUGGUGCAAUAUCGGAUGAAAGGUAUCAAACAGCACACGUACUGCUGUCCUAGCCCUCCAACUUCUUCUGUCACGGAAGGAAGCCUCACAGCUUCGAGAACCUCGCCGGCUCCAGCUGGUGCUGCGUGCGCCGUCGACCCUUCACCGCCUUUCGAUGCAGCUGACGCAGACAUUGAACUCGUUACAUCGGACGGAAUGCGCCUCCGUGUAUACCGCAGCAUCAUCUCCCUUAUCUCCCCUGUGUUGAAGGAUUUGCUCGACAUCUCUGAGUCUGGCGCCAACGUAGGCUGUUCGCCCGAGAUCGCGUCUCUGACCUCAGACGACCAUCCACGCAAUCCUACGUUGGUCUUAUCUAUCCCUGAAAACAGUACAAUCAUGGAACCCCUCUUACGCCUCUGCUACCCCAUCGGUAUCCCACAGCGGGAUGACGCGGAGCUUCUGGUGUCUCUCCUUGAAGGCGCGGAGAAGUACAAAAUGGAGAGAGCCGUUUGGACUAUCCAAAGCCGGUGGGCAGACUUUGCUGUGACGCAACCUCUGCGUGCAUUUCUCUUGAGUGCCGCGAGACGAUGGGUGGAACAAGCCAAGCUUGCCGCUAGGCAUCUUCUCAGAAACACAAUUGAGGAGCUCCAAUCCAUAUACAUCGCUGAUUUGGAGACGACGUCUGCAGAAUACUAUCAUCGUCUCUUUCAGUAUCACAGGCGAUGCAGCGAUGCAGUGAGAGCCGUCGGUAACGCUUCUGAUGCCUGGCUUUCCGAAGACAUACGACGUAUCGGCUGCCCGGGAUCUAGUUGUUGCAAUUCAUAUUCGAAAUACGAACCAAGAUGGUUGUCUGGCUAUAUUUUUCGUGCUGCGACUCUUCUCAUCGAACGCCCCUCCUCGUACACUGUUACCGAGGGACAAGGCUUUCGAGAGAUGUUUAGGCUCGCGGCGGAUGAGUGCUCGCGGUGUAUGACACGUAUUGACGUACUUCAAGCGAUGAGUCAAGCCCUCGGUAAAGCUGUAGAUGAGCGACUUGAACAGGUGAACCUGCCAUUAUUCAAGAUAUCUACCCUCCACGCUCAGACGUGGUUGUCAAUCAUUGAUUUCGUCUACAUUGACUCGGUCGCGACUCGACGAACUUCAUCACAUCUCCUUUGGUCGAUAAUGGCAAUACGGAAAAAUAAAAACCGUGCAUCCGAGGCGCAACCCCAGACUCCAUCGGUACCAGUACCUAAGCCAUCCCCUGUUCCCAUCUUCAAUAGGAGCGAUGCCGACGUGAUACUUCGAUCAGCAGACCAGGUCGAUUUCCGUGCUCAUCGCAACAUACUUUCCAUGGCGUCUCCUUUUUUCGCCGAUCUGUUCACCCUCCCCCAGUCCCAGGCGACGACAGACACAUCAACCGCCCUGAAUGUCAUCGAUCUUGCAGAAAACAGCGAGACUAUACAGACAGUGCUGGAAAUUUGUUAUCCAGCUGAGAGUCCCAAAAUCUCGUCGAUGGACAUCUCAAGUGCCGUAAUAGAAGCUGCACUGAAAUACGACAUCGCCAAAGUCGUAUCCUUCAUGACUACAAUACUCAACAGCUUCAUCGCGACUGACCCUCUUCGCGUAUAUGCUAUAGCAUGCCGCAUUGGAGCCGAGGACCUCGCUGGGCAAGCCGCUAGAGAAGUGUCCCUGCAGGAUGUAUCUUCUCUGCGCUACAUCGACGAGUUUAAGGGCAUGUCUGCCGGAUGGUAUCAUAGGCUGAUUCAAGGCAGGUUAAUGGGUGUCUCACAAGGCUCAUACUGUCGGCCGGUAUCUUGCACUCCUGCUGCGCACGGGCCCCCAGUCGCUCCGGCCACAGUAUCGGGGCAGAACAGCUAUCCGCCACCCUUUGAUGCGGCUGAAGCAGAUGUUGAAAUUGUCACUUCGGAUAGAGCGCACUACCGCGUGCAAAGCAGCGUCAUUUCACUCAUGUCCCCCGUCCUGCACGACAUGGUUGGGACGACGUCCAGCACUGCCGGUGGGUAUAAUGGGGAGCCUCGGGAGCAAACGAAGUUGGCAAUCAUGGAAGAUAGUUCAGAUUUCGAGCCCCUUCUGCGCCUCUGCUAUCCCGCCGGCAUUCCUGAAUGGGACCGCAUCGAGCUCCUGGUGUCGCUACUUCCCGUCGCGGAGAAGUACAGAAUGGAGAGAGCCAUUUGGAUUAUUCAGUGGCGCUGGCCAGAGUUUGCUGCGUCCCAACCUCUGCGGGCAUAUCUUUUGGCCUCUGCGAGACGAUGGUGGAAACCUGCGAAACAUGCUGCGAGGAACCUCUUCCGACACACCAUUGAGUAA
Molecule: messenger RNA, 4152 nt
Organism: Postia placenta MAD-698-R-SB12
Lineage: Eukaryota; Fungi; Basidiomycota; Agaricomycetes; Polyporales; Adustoporiaceae
Exons: 4
Coding region: 1-4152 (1383 amino acids)
Molecular function (GO): protein binding
Source: RefSeq, a predicted model, not a curated record